AUGGAAACAUUUAGGCAAAUGCAAUCUGUUGGGCUUAAGCUAGAUUCUAGCACCUUAGUGGGCUUGCUCCCUUCAUGUGCACUCUUAAAAGCUAUAAAUAAUGGCAUUUGCAUACAUGGCCAUGCCAUCAAGCUUGGUUUUGAAUCUGAUCUCCGCGUCAUGAAUGCCACCAUUGACAUGCAUGCCAAAUGUGGGUGCAUUGGUCAUGCUGAGAAAUUAUUUCAGACCGAAUUUCUGAAGGAUGAGAUCUCAUGGAACACUAUGAUUGCAGGAUAUGCACAAAAUGGGCGCCCAAGGACGCUGUUUCUAUUUUUUGUUGGGAGAGUGAAAGAGAAGCUCCAGCGCAAUUUGGUCUUCAUUGUUAGCAUAAUACCAGCCUAUGCACAAUUGAUGGCUUUGAAUGAAGGAAAAGCCAUCCAUUCAUUUAUAGUAAAAACUAGGCAUGAAGGACUAGUUGAUGAAGGUUUGAGAAUUUUCGAAUCCACGAGAUAUGAAAACUACAUUGAACCAUAUUUGGAGCACCAUGCUUGUAUGGUCGAUCUAUUGGGUCGUGCAGGUAAGAUUGAGGAAGCAUGGGCUUUUAUUCAAAGGAUGCAUAUGAAGCCUGAUGCUGGUGUAUGGGGGGCUUUAUUGGGUGCUUGUCGGAUUCAUCUCACUGUAGAGUGGGAUGAUGCUCAUAAGAUGAGAAUGGUUAUGCACAGUAAAAGGCUGAAGAAAUUCCUGGUUGCAGUUGGAUUGGAGGAGAAGAUAGCAACAGUAGAGAAGUUUAUUUGCCUAAAAGAGUGGAGGGAGGCGGGUCAUAUACUCCCUAUGAGAUUCAUGCUGAAUAAUUUAUACGAAAACAGAGAAACCAUGAUCCAUUAUAGAAAUAUUCAGUGA
Molecule: messenger RNA, 879 nt
Organism: Amborella trichopoda
Lineage: Eukaryota; Viridiplantae; Streptophyta; Magnoliopsida; Amborellales; Amborellaceae
Source: RefSeq, a predicted model, not a curated record